This is a messenger RNA of Scaptodrosophila lebanonensis, 2264 nucleotides long. RefSeq names its product proton-coupled folate transporter-like. Gene Ontology annotation, molecular function: transmembrane transporter activity. Lineage: Eukaryota; Metazoa; Arthropoda; Insecta; Diptera; Drosophilidae. Bases 252 to 1796 code for a protein of 514 amino acids. Gene Ontology annotation, cellular component: membrane. Gene Ontology annotation, biological process: transmembrane transport. The transcript has 8 exons. The record is from RefSeq and is a predicted model, not a curated record.
UUACAUAGAUAAGACACACAUUCGCCCAGAAACAAUGUGUUACGAAUUAACUUAUUAAAGCGAACUAUUAUAAUUAUUCAGUGUAUCGCUUGACUUCAGCGCGCAUGGAAGUCAGAGCAUAGUGCUCAAUAUAAAGUGGAGAAGUGCAAUUAAUAUUAGAAGCAUUAAAUUGCAAAUUCCUUUGUUCACCAAUUGGUUGUGAUAUUGAAGUGAUUAACUUUUAAAUAAGCCGCAUACAGUUCUGGACAACAAUGACGACUAGAAUGACGCAAAAUGAUGAUGAGGCUCUUUUGGUAAGCGAUGAAGAGGCUGAAGAGAGAUCUCCACAGCUGCUGGACGCCGCCAGCGUUGAGCAGGGUAGCCAAGACAACUCAUCCACGACGACGACAACACCUCCAAACGAAGAAGGAGGCCUGGGCAAACGCUGGUUCAUAUUGGAGCCGGCCGUAUUCCUAAUAUUUUUAGGACGUUACUUGAUUGGGGCGGUUUACCAAAAUCAAAUACUUUAUCAAACCUGCAUUAGUCUUAAAUACAAUGAGACACAGUGCAAGCCACUGCUCGGACUGAACAAGGAAACGCCGGAGGCACAAAUCAUUGAAGAAAUUGUACAGCCUUAUGUAUCGCAAAUUUUAAUGGCUACUUCGAUAUUUGAGAGUAUUAUACCCGCUUUUGUGAGUCUAUUCAUCGGACCUUGGUCGGACAAAUUUGGCAGACGUCCCAUACUCCUGACCACAUUCACAGGCUAUCUCAUAAGUGCUAUCAUUUUAACUAUCAUAACACUGAUUUCUACUGGAAGGCAUAUAAAUCCAUGGUGGUUCGUGCUUUCCUCAGUGCCUUCAGCGUUUAGCGGUGGCACCUGCGCAUUGAUCACUGGCAUCUACUGUUAUAUAUCGGAUGUUGCCAAGGAACGCAAACGCGCUGUCCGAAUGGUGCUAAAUGAAGCAUGGCUAUGUACGGGCAUGAUGUUGGGAAGCGUAGGCAGUGGUUAUAUCUAUUCUGUAACGAAUGCCUUGACACUUUUUUGUAUAGCAACCGGGCUCAUGUUGUUAGCCCUAAUAUAUGUCUAUGUGUUUGUGACUGAGAGUGUUCAGGUCAUAAAUAUACCCGGUACUUCACGCAUCCGAGAGUUCUUCAGAUUUGGGCUGGCAAAGGAUCUGGUCCGCACUUGUUUCCAAUCGCGUCCCAAUUUCGAUCGCUCUAUCAUUUGGCUUACCAUCAUUGCAUUAACAUUAUCUAUUUUUGUAAUGGAGGGAGAGAGCACUGUUAAUUACCUCUUUUUGCGCAAAAAAUUUCUGUGGACCAUCGAAGACUUUAGUUCGUUCAGCGCCGCACGCAUUGUUAUUCAAAUUGUUGGGAGCAUUUUUGGUAUGAUCGUGUUGCGACGAGUUCUCAAGUUCUCAAUCGUGUCUAUGGCCAUGCUGGCCAUGGCUUGCUGUGUUCUGGAGAGCACGGUCCGUGCGACCGCCGCCUAUUCGUGGGAGUUAUAUGUCGGUAUGACGCUGGGAAUGAUGCGCGGCGUUUUGGGCCCUAUGUGCCGAGCGAUCCUUUCCCAUGUUACACCUGGUUCUGAAGUCGGCAAAGUAUUCGCUCUGACGACUUCGCUGGAAUCAAUCUCGCCGCUAAUCGCUGCACCAUUAUACACGUAUGUUUAUAAUGCCACGUUACUCCAAUAUCCAGGGACAUUCAAUUUUAUUAGCGCGGGACUUUACUUUUUAUGUUACGUUUUGAUUACCGCAAUUUUCGGCAUACAAAAAUCCAUGGGCGAUUCCGUUGUCUACCAGGCUAUUGGCAGUUAGCCGGCAUAAAUCCAACCGGAUUUAGUUUAAUUUUAACAAAAAGUUCAAACCGAUUUACGUGUGAUUUAACAAAACAAAAAAGGAAACAAUUCCAUUUGCGUGUUCUUGUCAGUCAGGAAAUGUUUUAUAGUGUAUGCAUAUCGAAGUAUUAUUUCGUUUUUAUUUAAUUAGCAAUCGCUCGAAGCGUGUACAACACUAACUUUUUUAACUUGUAUUAUCUCCCUUAAUUUAUCUGUACCAGUGAAAAUAUCCACAAUACGUACCCUUUUUUGUUUUUUUAUAGUUGUUGACAGAGUUUUUGCAUAUACGCAUGACAGAGCGUAUUUUUGCAACACCUAAUAUCACUAGAAUGUUAUUCACACAAAAAUUAUAUGAAUAUUGAAGGCCGUUACCUGUGAAUAUGUAUAUAGGUAUAUAUUUAGCUUCCAAAUAACGUAAAAAUCUGUGGACACAUACAAAUAUAUAUAU